Sycon ciliatum is the source of this 7772-nucleotide messenger RNA. Its product is annotated as neurogenic locus Notch protein-like. The record is from RefSeq and is a predicted model, not a curated record. Gene Ontology annotation, cellular component: membrane. Gene Ontology annotation, molecular function: calcium ion binding; Notch binding. The transcript is spliced from 25 exons. NCBI's taxonomy places the organism in Eukaryota, Metazoa, Porifera, Calcarea, Leucosolenida, Sycettidae. Gene Ontology annotation, biological process: cell differentiation; regulation of developmental process; Notch signaling pathway. The coding region runs from base 773 to 7297 and encodes 2174 amino acids.
CACCAGCUGGCCGUGCGUGCGUGAAACGAGACCCCAAGCCGCGAAUACAAAACUCCCUCGGCCCUCGAUCUGUGUGUGGCUGCAACAAAGACUGAAAGGUCGGCUGUUGCCUGUGUAGAUUUUCUUCCACACUACCACAGUUGGCAAGCAGAAGUGAGUGCAAAGGAGCAGAUGCGUAUCGGAAGCUCCAGGUGAUAAGGCAAAACUACUGCGUGCCUGAUUAGAUGUAACACGUUUGCAGCACUGGUGUUGUUUCCUUCGAACACUUUUCACCGUUUACAGGUGAGAACUAGCAGAAGCCAGGCCAGUUUGCACCCGUGACCAGACCUCGCGGUUUCGAGUACACGCAUCGACCGUGUACUCCCGAGCUGACCGCGGGAGCAGCUCAUGCUCACCCAGCUAGAUUAUCGCCGGUUUGUGCGCUGUCCGACUGGUCUCCGGAUGAAAUUAUCAUCCUGGGCAGUCUCUCACACCGGACUGUAGUGUAGUAAUUGCUCGGCCUGUGGACUCCCUGGAAUCAGGCGCUUCAGGCGUUAGUUGGAGGUGAGAGUUUUGCUGGAAGUAGCUUGCUGGAUCUGUGCUGUAGGAGCUGUCUGCACGGGUCGUUUGGGAGCCAGGUCGGCAGCAGUUGUGCCUGUAGUACCGGACGAUGGAGAGUCCUCCGUCACGCUGAACCCACCGGUAAGCCGAGCGGAACGGCCAAGUAGCAGUUGUUACGGAGUCUAGUGUGACUGUGAGUGAAGGAGCCGCUCUGGAACUGUGCUGAGUUACGAUGGAUGUGUGUUGGAGGAUCUUGCUGGCGACGCUUGUGGCUGUUUUCUGCAGCUAUGUUUGCCGAGCACAACCAGGAAUCUGUAAAAACUGUUCUCCUGGGAGUGUGAUCCACAUCGGCAGCCUCGCACUCUGUCAGUGCCCAGCUGGGAUUAGCGGAGAGUGCUGCAAGGAACUGCUCGCCAACUGCUCCGAUCAGCCGUGCGACAACUAUGGGCUCUGUAACCAGACCAGCACAGAUCUUGUGGAAUGCCACUGCCUGGCAGGAACUAGUGGUGUGAGCUGCAGCAUCAAUGCGGACGACUGCGCAAGUAAUCCGUGUCCAGGGAAUGCCACGUGCAGAGACGGUAUCAACAACUACACCUGCCAAUGUAAUCCGGGAAUGACUGGUAUUCACUGCACUGAAAUCGACCACUGCCAUGGAUUUGUGUGCCACAACAAUGGCGUGUGCGUGGUCAACGGGACAAUGCCGUAUUGCCAAUGCCUGCAAGAUGUGUACUACGACGAUAUAUGUCUGAAUACAGACCCGUGCAUGUCCACGCCGUGUCACCUUGAUGCGACGUGCACGCCGGUGCAUUCACGAAUUGAACCGUACUACCUGUGCACGUGUCGGGCAGGUCUGACUGGCAGUACUUGCAAUCAGGAUCUGAAUGAGUGCUUGAAUGAGGAGCUGUGCCGCAACAAUGGCACCUGCGUCAACAAUCAUGGUAGCUAUAGCUGCUCCUGCAAGCCUGGCUUCACUGGCAGCCAGUGCGGAACUAACGUGGAUAGAUGUGCUUCGCAGCCGUGUGUACACGGUACUUGUCAGGAUCAGACUGCUGCCUUCUCCUGUUCUUGUGCUGCCGGUUAUACUGGUGUGCACUGUGAGACAUCCGUGAACGACUGUAUCGAGAAGGGUUGUUACAACGGAGGAACGUGUGUGGACGUGCACAAUAACUACACGUGUAUCUGUGCGCUGGGAUACACCGGGCCAUUCUGCGCUGAUGAUGUCGAUGAGUGUCUAGCAGCGCCCUGCCAGCGGAAUGGCACGUGCGACAACUACCCGGGAGUCUACCGCUGCAAGUGUGUCAGUGGCUUCACUGGCAAGCAUUGUUCUCGUGACGUGGACGAGUGCAGCACAACUCCUUGCAAGCACAGCGGCGUGUGCAGUAACACGGUCGGAUCCUACACGUGUGCUUGUCUGGCUGGUACCACCGGUGAUGACUGUGCUGUGGACGUGAACGAAUGCUCUUCAUCACCGUGUCUCAACGGAGGCACGUGUCAGCAAAGAAACUGGACCGUGUCGAUUACCAGUACAUACCACUGUCUGUGUCCACCGCAAUACACAGGUACGCGUUGUGAAACUCUCUGGGAUGACUGCUACGUUGAUGCUACGCACACACAUUGCCUGAAUGGUGGCACGUGUCAUGAUCAGGUUGGGACAUUCCGGUGUUCAUGUCCUGCUGGCUACACUGGCGUUCAUUGUGAGACGGAUGUCGACGAAUGUCUUCCGUCACCGUGUCUCAGCGGUGCGACAUGCCACGACAUGGUCAACGCAUUCCAGUGCACAUGCCCUGCUGGGUUCACCGGGUCGCAGUGCCAGAGCAGUGUCAUAGACCAUUGCCGUACAGCACCCUGUCCACACCAUUCCAGCUGUACAGACACACCGAGUGGCUACACUUGCCAGUGUGCCAGCGGUUACACCGGCGUACAAUGCCAGAUUGACAUCAACGAGUGUGCGUCACAGCCUUGCCGUAACGGUGGUCAGUGCAGCGACUUGCCUGGAGGUUUCAGUUGCUCCUGCACCGGAACACGUUACGCGGGCGAUCGGUGCGAGAUAAGCCUCUGCGACCGGCACUGCACCGCGGACAACACAAACAAGUGCAUAGCGGACACGGCAAUUCCAAAUGGUGUCCGCUGCCAGUGCCUGUCGGGCUACACGGGGUCGUCAUGUGACAAGGAAACGGACGAAUGCAAGCCCGACCCGUGUCACAAUGGCGCUGUCUGUGAGGACAAGGCCAAUGACUUUAAGUGCAAGUGUGCACCGGGAUUCAUGGGAAAGAUGUGUGAUGUCGACGAGGACGAGUGUGCACUGCUGCGUCCCGCGUGCGUUGUCGGCUCCUGCAACAACCACCACGGUUCCUACAGCUGCAUGUGCCCGGACGGAUUCAGCGGCUCACGCUGUGAGAACAAUCUGGACAACUGUGCUGCGGCGGUGGCAGCAGUGACAACGUCCGUACUGUGUCAAAACGGCGGAAGCUGUAUUGACGGCGCUGACCAUCAUACCUGCAUCUGCUCGGCUGGCUUCAUCGGUGACGAGUGUGAGAAGCGAAACGAGACGGUUUCCGCUAACAGUAUCUGCCCAAGCAGCUGCAAGUCAUACUCGGAUAACUAUUGCGACCAAGCAUGCAACAGGGCAGCUUGCUCGUGGGACCGUAUGGAUUGCUCCCUGCACUUCAAUCCCUGGCUGCAGUGCGCCCAUGUAGCAACCUCUGAUGGCAAGAAGUGCUGGGAAGUGUUCGAAGACGGAGUAUGCAAUCAAGAGUGUAACUGCGAUGUGUGCAAUUUCGACGGAAGAGACUGUGAAGCCAUGGAGCGGACAUGCAAUGAUUUAUCCACAUGCGAGAAUGACUUCAACAAUGAGAAGUGCAACGAAAACUGCAAUUCUCUGGCCUGUGGCUGGGAUGGUGGCGAUUGUGUCGAUGCAACAAUACUGUUGGAAGGAGAGCUUUGGAUGAUAGUGGAUGUUGAUGUCAAGCACUUCACCCGAGAGUUUGCCCAGUCGCUGCGCUACAACUUCAGCAAGUUGCUGCGUGGUAUCGUUGUCAUCGAGGCAAACGUAUCUGUCGACGGCAAGGCUGUAGAGGAGAUGGUGAAUGAGCUAAUGUCCUCGGCUGUAGAAUCUGGAUCACGCUCAAAACGAAGCAAACAACAGACCAAUCUGCUGGCGCGUUACUCUGGAAGGAACUUUACCAAUGUCAGCAUGACACUCAACGUUGCCCCGUGCAAGGCUGACCCGUCCACCAAGGACACGUGUUUCAUUGAUGUCCGGGAGGUGGCUAGUUUUGUCUCUGCAACAGCUCAAGUAUCUAAACUGGGCAGUGAUGAACACAUCAUCUCCGUUGGAGCUGCAACCAGCAAGACCAACACACCAGAGAAGGAACCAGGAUGGAUGGAGCACUUAUACAAGUACGGUUUACCAGGAAUUGGCACCGUGCUACUGGUGGGGGUGGCUGCGACCGUCGUGUUUAAGCGCAAGAAGCGGCUCCGAGCCCGCACCGUCAAGAUCUUCCCGGAGCCAAGCCGUAAGCGGGCCUCUUCGGGUCGCAAGUCUCCAGCCGGUGCUAGUGCCUGUGGCCAGGAUUCAAGCAUGGAGAUGAAGGAUCCGAAGUCUCCCAAACCCAUCAAGGAAGGUGCGUGGAUGACGGAGAGCAACACGGAGCCCAUCAGCAUGCACCCUGGUCUCGUUCACUACCGUAUCAACAAGCCGAGCGGCGCUGGCGGUCGACGCGUGUCUCCAGUCGGUAUGAGUGGCGAUGGCGCUGACACUGCUAUUAGCAGUUCCCAGCACUCACUCAGACACACUGGUGGUCAGACAAGCUCAGGUGGCAACACUAUGGGGGAUCCUAUGACGAUAAUCGGCAAGCCGCCGACAACGUCACUAGCCAAUUGGAGUACGCUACACAAGCAAGCGGCCAGUGGCGGCGGUGUAGGUGGCCACUUGUCAGGACCCAUACUCACACCGCCCAGCGACACCAGCAGCGAGGAUCUGGACCGCGUGCUGUCCAACGUCAACUCGCGCGGCCCGGACGGCAUCACGCCUCUGAUGCUGGCUGCUUGCAAUCCAAGCCAGUACGCCGACAUGAAGCCGCACCACGCCCAUCGCAUGAUGCCACCUCAGUCCCAUCUGCCCCCGGGCAUGGGAAACCCGUUGGACCCGCAUGGCAUCAUGUUUGCCAACCCGAUGGCGAUGACAGCAAUGACGACGGCACACUCCGAACUCUUCUACGGCAUGGGCCCGGCGGCACCAGAAAGCUUCCUGCAGAGACUGCUGACCAUGGGUGCCGACUGCAACGCCAGGACGUACUCGAUGCAAGAGACGGCUCUUCACCUGGCGGCCCGCUGCGGUGUGGCAGAUAAUGUCAACGUGCUUCUCCACUACGGCGCUGAUCCAAACGCAGUAGAUAAAUACGGUGCCAGCCCACUGCACGCUGCUGUGUCGGCCGGGGCUACGGCUGUUGUUCAGGUACUCCUGGGUCAUGAAGCCACCAACAUGGAUAUCCAAGCAGAAGACGGCACCACUGCCCUUAUGGUGGCUGCGCGCAGUGCCGACGAAGUUGAACUGAAUGCGAUCACGGAUCUCCUUCUCAGGCAUACCAAGCCACCUCAUCAAUCUAUCAACGCCAUUGACAAUGAAGGUCGUACUGCCCUUCACUGGGCAGCAGCAGUUGACAACGAGAGUGCAACAAGACUUCUGCUCAAGUAUGGAGCACAGAAGGAUGCACAGAACCACAAGGGUGAAACACCAUUAUACAUGGCAGCGCAAGACGGCUCACCUGCAACGGCCAGAGUCCUGCUUGAGAACUUUGCUAGUCGCAACAUCCUGGACAACAUGGAACAGUCUCCGCUGGAUAUUGCACGCAAGUUGCAUGCCCGUCAGGACAUCAUCCAAUUGCUGGAGAACAUGUCAAUCGGGACGGUUGCUAUGGCACAUGCAAAUGCCGCCGUCACCGCCGCUGCUAUGCCCACGUCGGUUGCUGCAGCUGCGGAGUAUGCCGCUCGCUUUGCACCGACCAGCAACUUCAGCAUGAUGAUGGCGGCCAACGCGGCUGCGUCCGCUGCACAGGAAGCUGUCUCCUCCUGCCAGUCUCCAUCGGAGCAGUUCUCCAAGCCAACACCACCGAUACCGAUGCAGCAACGGCCAGAGUUCAAACGUUCACUCUCGACUUCCGGCCAGGCAAUGUCCGGAGGAAUGGCGUUCCACUCGGCUAACAUAGGCCAUGCGUCAAGAGGCCAGCAGUCGGCCAAGGCCUUCCAGCCUCACCCUCCACCUCGUCAACACUCCCUGCUGCAGAAGCAGAUACGCAAUUCACCGCCACCCAAUAGUAUUGGUGCGAGUGCACCUGCAUCGUCGCAGCUCAGGAGAAACGUGACGUCGUCUGCUGCGGCUGCCCAUCUCACGGACUUGCAGCACCAAAAGCAGCAGCAGCAGCAGCACCAAAAGCAGCAGGUACUGUCACACUCGCACACCGCCGGUAGUAACACUCUGCACUACCUGCAAGCGAAUAAGAUAUCCUGCCGGCGGUCACCUGACAGUCAGGACAGUAGCAAGAGCAGUCACGGUAGCAACAUGCAGCAAAACUUGAGCCCCGCGCCCGGCAGUGAAGCUUCCCAUGGCAAGCUGCUGCAUCCACGGCAUGCAUCCGUGUCUGGGUCGUCCGGUACAGAAUCUUUGUCGCCACCAGCCCAGCACUCACCACAGAGUUCCAUCACAAGCCCGAGAAGCGCUGGCUCUGGGUCUGUGAGUCCUAAGUCGCACUCGGAUGCGUCCAGUCAACAGCAGAGGAACCUUCAGGACCUUGCUCAUCUCCGCCAUGUGCAGCAGCAACGCCUGCAACAGAAACAGAAACAACAAGUUAUGUUGGAAUGCAGGCGACAGCAGCAGGAAGGCCUGAUGGCCAUGUGGCAUCAACAGCAGCAGCAGCAACAGCAGCAACAACAGCAGCAGCAGCAACAACAACAACAGCAGCAGCAGCAGCAACAACACCACCAGCAGCAAGUUGCCUCCCUAGCUAACCGCUCUGGCAUGCACGGUGACAAAAUUGACCCAUCCUUGCCGUUGUGCAGCGAGUCGAAUGACCCCAUGCGACUGGACAGUCAGUUGUAUCAGCAACUUAGUACUGCGGCUGCUGGACUGCCUGCACUUGAUGGCAACGUGGAUGCUGGGCUUUUGCAGGAGUUGGAGAAUAGUGACAUGAUGGCUAACUUUCUACCUGCGUACCCACAGGUCGGCAUGGCCGCCGCGCAAGACCUGAUGAAGAUGGAGCAGCAGCUUCUGCUGCCCCUGCCCGAGGAAAGUGCAUCUAUUCCCGGUGCAACUGUUGCAGCAAGUUCACAGCCGUUUGCAGCUCCGUUCAGUGUCGCUGAUUCGUAUAAUGUGGCAGCAGGUAUGAAUAGCAUGAUCAUGCAGCAGCAACAACAGCAGCAGCAAACACACCACUCUGCGUCCGACUCCGGCACUAGCACCGACCACGGGCACCUGCUAUCUAGCGAUAGCUCGCAUCACUCUCCCGCUGCAUCUUCCUCGUCACCAUGGCGAUCCCUGUCGCCGCAGACAGCCUUCUCGGACAGUGGCGGGAGCAGCUCCACAAGCCCACCGCAGUCCGAUGACAGCCUGAAAACGCACUGGACGCAGCCGGACUCCGCGCUCGGUCCCUCCGCUCGCCAUAGAGCACCUGCAAUUGGAGCAGAGGCAUCUAAGCUGACUCACAACCAGCAAAUGCAGCAUGCAGCAGCACCACAGGUGCCCUUGCACAAGAAUCAUUAGUGAAAUGAGAGAGACAUAGAAAUGUAGAUGCUCUGACUGGCCCAAUGUUGGCCUAUAUCUUACCUUGAAGAUUUUGGUAUGAAUGAGAACUUCAACUGGUGCAUGCAAACCCAAACCCGAGCCAACACACAUCGGCCAAAAACAAUCGGUACGACAUUGUAGUGUUUUCCACUUUUCCCACUAUUACGGAUUCUUGACCGCAAUGAACUCAUUCUAAGUGUUUUGAUGUAACAAACAUGUCUUCAUGUCAUUGUUUUCACCAUACAGUAGCUUCUUUUUCUGAUCUAUUCUGGCCUUAGAACACUCAUAUCAAUUAUUAACUGCUUCAGUACACACAGCUAUCUCACCCAUCAUUUCUCACCCAUCAUUGUCAAUAUCUAUGCUUAGUUUGUUUGCCCGUUGAUUGGAAAUGGCUAUAUUCCGCGCAUGCUCCGCUCAGUGAAAGAUUCCUUGUUCCUCAUCGUUCAGCUACGCA